Molecule: messenger RNA, 3780 nt
Organism: Tilletiopsis washingtonensis
Lineage: Eukaryota; Fungi; Basidiomycota; Exobasidiomycetes; Entylomatales
Product: CNH-domain-containing protein
Exons: 5
Coding region: 1-3780 (1259 amino acids)
Biological process (GO): intracellular signal transduction
Molecular function (GO): guanyl-nucleotide exchange factor activity
Source: RefSeq, a predicted model, not a curated record
AUGGGCCGUCAGUCUGCUGCCUCGUCGGUGUACGGCGAUGGCCGCCGGAGAGGCUCGUUCGAGUCAGAUGCGCCGUCGGUGAGCAACUCGCUCUACACGCUGCCGGGCCAGCCCAGCGGCUCGUCUCGCUUCUACACCGGCGGCCAGGGCGGACCCUCGGCGCAGCAAGGCUACUUCGGCGCCAGCGCUGCGGCGGCAUACCAUCCGCCCAACUUUUACGCUCCGCCGCCGGGCCAGUCGCGCAUGCGCACCGUCAGCUCGGCGACACAGGCAGCGCAGGCCGCGCAGAGCGGCGGCUACGGCGCUGCGACGGGUCCCACCGGGCGCUUUGAGGCGCGAAGCAUGUCUGCCGGGCAGAGCGCGCGGCCAGGCCUGCCAAUAGCGGCCUUGUCGUCGCCGCAUGGCAGCAUUGGAAGCCAGCUGCCGGGCAGCACCACGCCGCAGCACCGGCGCGGCCCUUUAGUGUACCCGGCGCUGCUGUCGCGCGUCGCGGAGGCCUUCCGCACGCGCGUCACGCUUGCGGAGCGGACCAAGGACGGGCUGUCCUACACAGACGCCUUUGACGGCCGGGAAGCAGUGGACCGCAUUGCCUACAUCAUCAAGACGACAGACCGGAAUCUUGCGCUGCUGCUCGGCCGCGCGCUCGACGCUCAGAAGUUCUUCCACGACGUCACGUACGACCACCGGCUGCGCGACAGCCCCAAUGAGCUGUACCAGUUCCGUGUGCGCCUGACGAACCCUUUCGAAAACGAGGGCGAGGCGUACGAGGACGCGCACGACGGGGUGCACACCCCUGCCAGCCUGGCGCAUGGCAACUCGCUGCGAGCGCCCUCGCUGCGCAGCGCCAAGUCCCCUACGCGCGACAGCUCUAGUGCCAGCCUGCGGCUGCCGGGCUCGAGCGCGGCCAGUGUCUCGGCGAUGACCACCGACACCUCGGCCCUCUCGACGCCGGCGACGUCGAUGGCGCCGCACCAUCGCGGCUCGACUCCCUCGCAGAUUGGCGGCAAGGAGUCGCCUGCUGCGGCAGAAGAAGAAGAUGCGCUGCCGACCGGUGUCUUCACUCUUCUCACCGACUGCUACUCGCCGACAUGCACGCGCGACCGGCUCUGUUACUCGAUCGCAUGUCCGCGCCGGCUGGAGCAGCAGGCGCGCCUGAACAUGAAGCCGCAGCCGGUGCUGAAGCGCAGCAUCAGUCGCGAGAGUCUCGGCGAUGUCAAGGAGCAGGGCGCGCUCUGGGCCGACGGCGUUUCGAAGGAGAUUCUCGAGAGCGUUUCGGACCAGGAGCGCAAGCGGCAAGAGCUCAUCAACGAGGUGAUCUACACGGAACGCGACUUUGUCCGCGAUCUGGAGUACCUGCGGGAUGCCUGGAUCAAGCCGCUGCGCUCGCGCGACAUCAUCCCAGAGGCGCGCCGCGAUGACUUUGUGACGCAGGUCUUCUGGAACGUCCUCGAGAUCCACGCCGUCAACGCCAAGCUGUCAGAGCUGCUGAGCAAGCGCCAGAAGCAGCAGGCCAUCGUCGAGCGCAUCGGCGACUACCUGCUCGAGAUGGUGCCGCACUUCCAGCCCUUCGUCAAGUACGGCGCGCACCAGCUGUACGGCAAGUACGAGUUCGAGAAGGAGAAGAGCAGCAACCCUGCAUUCGCCAAGUUUGUCGAGGAAACGGAGAGGCUGCCGGAGUCGCGCAAGCUCGAGCUCAACGGCUACCUCACGAAGCCGACGACGCGUCUCGCGCGCUAUCCGCUGCUGCUCGAGAGCGUCAUCAAGGCCACGCCAGACGACAACCCGGACAAGCAGGCGCUGCCCAAGGUGGUCAAGAUCGUGCGCGAGUUCCUCACGAAGGUCAACACCGAGUCCGGCCGCAGCGAGAACCGCUUCAAUCUCGCGCAGCUCGACCAGCAGCUCGUGUUCAAGCAAGGCGAGGCAGUCGACUUGCGCCUCCGGGACGAGCAGCGCGAGCUCGUCUUCAAGGGCCCUCUCAAGCGUCGCGGCGGCACGCAGAGCGAGAGUGGCGACCUGCAGGUCUUCCUCUUCGACCACGCCUUGCUGAUGGUCAAGGCCAAGACGGUGCACAAGCACGAGCUGUACAAGGUGUCCCGCAAGCCCAUUCCACUCGAGCUGCUGAUAGUGACGGUGUACGAUGAGGUGCCGACGGGCAAGGGCAACGCGACGCGGCCUAAGAGCAUCAUGUCGCGCACCUCGACUGGCAACCGCCUGAGCGGCGGCGUGCCGACUGGCUCCGCUCCGAAGCAGGACCAGAAGACGGGAUACGCCCUGACCUUCACCUACCUCGGCCGCAAGGGCUACACGCAGACGCUGUGGGCGAGCACCUUUGUCAGCAGGCGCAAGUGGUUCGAGCACAUCGAGGCGCGGCAGGAGAUCCUGCGUCAGCGGUCCAACAUCUUCGACACGAUGACGCUGUCGGAGGGCUUCUUCGUCGGCCCGAGCAAGGUGAACUGCUCGGUGCCGUUCGACUUCGGACGGCGCAUCAUCUACGGCACCGACGACGGCGUGUACCUGUCAGACCUGCGCGAGCGCGCUCGUCCGCCGACCAAGGUGCUCCCACUGCCGGGCGUCACGCAAGUCGACGUUCUGGAAGAAUACCAGAUCCUGAUCAUCCUCGCCGAGCGCUCUGUGCACACGUUCACGCUCGACGCCUUGGAUCCGUCAGACCCCAUGGGCUCGCUCAAGCGCGGCCGGCGCAUCUCGUCGCACACGUCGUUCUUCAAGGCGGGCCAGUGCCUCGGCCGCACGCUCGUGUGCGUGGUCAAGUCCUCGUCGCUCUCGUCGACGAUCAAGACGCUCGAGCCCAUCGAGCAGAAUGUGCGCGGCAAGAAGCAGCCCACGUUCCGCAAGCUGCUGCAGGGCGGCCAGGAGACGCUGCGCGUGUUCAAGGAGUUCUACAUCCCAACCGAGUCGUCGUCGAUCCACUUCCUGAAGAGCAAGCUGUGCGUCGGCUGCACCAAGGGCUUCGAGAUCGUCGACCUGGAGACGCUUGACACGCAGGGCCUGCUCGACCCCGCCGACUCGAACCUCGACUUUGUGCACCGCAAGGAGACGGUGAAGCCCAUCGCCAUCUACCGCAUCGACGGCGAGUUCCUGCUGUGCUACGACGAGUUCGCCUUCUACGUGAACAAGAACGGCUGGCGCUCGAAAGGCAACUGGAUCAUCCACUGGGAGGGCAACCCGACGGCGUUUGCGCUCCACCACCCCUACGUGCUGGCAUUCGAGCCGAGCUUCGUCGAGGUCCGACACGUCAUGACCGGUGCGCUGCACCAGGUCAUCACGGGCUACAACCUGCGCUGCCUGUUCGCCGACGUGCCGCCGCCCACCGGCGGAGGAGGCUCAUCGAGCAGCAGCGCCAGCAGCAGUCAAGUCAGCCUGCAUGGCGGCGCGCCUGGCGCGAUGUCGCCCUAUGCGGCGCCCGGACGGCCAUCGUUCGGUGGCGCUCCGGGCUACCCAGGGCCACCAGGCACGCCGCAGUACGGUCCCGGGCAGGUGCCCUUGAAUCGCGCGCAGAGCUACAACAUGAUGGCUCCGCCGCCAGCGCCGGCGCCCGGAUACGGCCGUUCCAUGCCGGGUGCGCCGCCACCACGACCCGUCGGACCGCCGUAUGGGCCGCCUGGCCAGCAGAUGAUGUACCCGCAAGGCCCACGGCCAGGCGUGCCGUUCGCCUUCACUGCAGCUGCUCAAGCGCCGCGGCCGCCGCCGCCGCGCAACCCAGUGUGGGAGAGCGUCAGCCAGUCGCGCGGCCAGAUCAUCUUCAUCGGCGACACCAGGUGA